AUGCCGGAGGUGAAAGGGAUUGUUUCAAAUACGCUAACAUUUGCUUCUCUUGCUACUGCUUUGUACACCGCUUAUAAGCUAUACCGAACGUAUGGUGACCCGGUGUUAAGAGAACUACCUUCUGUGAAGGACGGUAUUGAAGAGCUUAUUGGCAAAACCCAGAUAGUUAAACUCAGGUCGUUGAGUGCGGAGACUGGGUGUGACAUCUUUGCAAAGUUGGAGUUGACCAACCCUGCUGGGAGUGCGAAGGACCGAGUUGCGCUCAAUAUUAUUAAGACUGCGGAAAAGAAAGGUUUGCUGGUAAGAGGGGAGAAGCCAGAAGGGUGGGUCUUCGAGGGGACGAGUGGAUCGACUGGUAUUAGCAUUGCCAUGAUCUGUAAUGCAUUGGGGUAUAGGGCACAUAUUUCCCUACCAGACGACACCUCGCUGGAAAAACUGGCACUAUUAGAGUCUCUUGGGGCAGUAGUAAACCCGGUCAAGCCUGCUUCCAUUGUGGACCCUGACCAAUACGUCAAUGCAGCAAAGAAGGCAUGCGAUGAGCUCAACGAAUCUGGUGCGGCAAAAGGUGUUUUCGCUGAUCAGUUUGAAAAUGAAGCCAACUGGAGAGUACAUUACGAAACAACGGGUCCCGAAAUAUGGGACCAGAUGGACCAUAACAUCGAUGGAUUUAUUGCUGGAUGUGGGACAGGUGGUACAAUAACUGGUGUAUCAAAAUACUUGAAGGAAGUGUCACACCCUUACGUUGUUCUUGCCGACCCACAGGGCUCUGGUUUCUAUAACAGGAUCAACUACGGUGUGAUGUACGAUGAGGUAGAGAAGGAGGGCACCAGGAGAAGACACCAAGUUGACACAAUCGUCGAGGGUAUUGGCUUGAACCGAAUCACUCGCAAUUUUAAACACGGAGAAAAAUACAUCGAUGAGUCUAUUAGGGUCACGGAUAAGCAAGCUGUAGGAAUGGCUAAAUACCUGUCCAUACACGAUGGCUUUUUUGCAGGAAGCAGCACUGCCAUAAAUGCAGUAGCGGCUGUCAAGUUGGCGAAAAGGCUGCCCGCAGGGUCGCGCAUCGUGAUCAUUGCAUGUGAUAGUGGGUCGAGACAUCUCAGCAAAUUUUGGAAAGAGGCCAAGAUUGUCGAUCGCGAAGUGACGCUGGACGAAAUCAUGAGUUCGUGA
Messenger RNA from Huiozyma naganishii CBS 8797, 1170 nucleotides. It is a transcript of the gene MCY1, whose product is annotated as putative cysteine synthase. Gene Ontology annotation, molecular function: cysteine synthase activity. Bases 1 to 1170 code for a protein of 389 amino acids. NCBI's taxonomy places the organism in Eukaryota, Fungi, Ascomycota, Saccharomycetes, Saccharomycetales, Saccharomycetaceae. The record is from RefSeq and is a predicted model, not a curated record. The transcript has a single exon. Gene Ontology annotation, cellular component: cytoplasm.